This is a messenger RNA of Pieris macdunnoughi, 996 nucleotides long. Lineage: Eukaryota; Metazoa; Arthropoda; Insecta; Lepidoptera; Pieridae. The record is from the annotation of a GenBank genome assembly.
AUGGCUCCGAACAUAUCAGAAGAAAUUGGAUUGGAAUCGUCGGAGGAGAAUCUAGAGAAAUUGGUAGCUCCACAAGCUGGGCCCAGGAAAUAUGAGCUAAUUUAUUCUGUGACGAUGUCACUGAUUUAUGUGCAUUCCGCUUCAGCGUACGCUUUAUACUUGGGGUGGACGAGAGCGUAUUGGUCAACUAUAUUAUUCACAUACGUUUUAUAUGUCUUGGCACAAAUCGGCGUAUGCGCAGGCGCUCAUAGACUAUGGUCCCACAGAUCAUUCAAAGCAACAACUCCUCUGCAGAUUCUUCUAAUGGUUAUGCAUUCGUUGUCCUACCAGUACACAGCUUAUAACUGGGCAAGGGACCACCGCCUCCAUCACAGGUAUGCAGACACAGAUGCAGACCCUCACAACUCCACUCGUGGGUUCUUCUAUUGUCACGUCGGAUGGCUGAUCGUCAAGAAGCACCCAGAGGUCGCACGACGAGGCAAAUUCGUGGACUUCAGCGAUCUUAACACUAACGCUGUGCUACAGUUUCAAAAGAGAUACGCCAUCCCAUUUAUCGGACUCGUGGGUUUCGUUCUACCAACAAUAAUCCCGGUUUACUUCUGGGGCGAGAGCUUCAACGUCGCCUGGCACUUCUGCUUCCUCCGCUACGCCUGCAACCUUCACGCGACCUUCACAAUCAACAGUCUCGCCCAUCUGUGGGGCUACAAGCCAUACGACAAGAACAUCCAACCGACGCAAAACGAGAUUGUCAGCGUCGUGGCACUGGGCGAGGGCUUCCACAACUACCACCACACGUACCCAUGGGAUUACAGAGCUGCUGAACUGGGGAACAACGUCCUUAAUUGGACGACGCUGUUUAUAGAUUUAUUUGCGAAAAUCGGAUGGGCAUAUGACCUGAAGACGGUGCCGAAGGAAGUGGUGAUGAAGCGGGCGGAGAGAACGGGGGAUGGGACGGAUUUGUGGGGUUCCAAGAGAUUAAGCAAGACUGAGUUGUAG